GAAAAUGCAGUAUGAAAACCCGGAAGUGAUGUAACGUGGCAGCGAUGUUGUGGAUAAAGUGUUUAAAUCGGUCAUGCAGCGUGCAGCAGCUGUGGCUUUUUAUUUCUAUCAGUAUCUCUGUGAUCACUUCUUUCUGUCAGGAGGAGAAACUUCUGAUCAGUCCGGGAAAAUGUCGAAUUUGGGGUCCGGGGCUCGAGCCGCGUCUGGUGCUUCCUGUCCGUUAUUUCUACAUUCAGGCGGUGAAUGAAGCUGGAGAAAACAUCACCACGUCCCCGGGUGCAGACAUGUUCCAGGUAAGAGUGAGCGCUCUCUCGGGGCAGGAGCGAGUCCGUGUUCAUGUUGCUGCUCCUCUGGAUCGGAGUGAUGGCUCGUUCCUCGUGAGGUUCCGGCUUUACUCCAGCGUAGUUAACGGUCUGAAGGUGGAGGUGUUUCACAAAAACACACCUGUGGCUCAGUCUCCAUACACACUGACAGGAGCAGUGUAUCACGAGGACUGCGAUUGCCCAGAUGAGGACGCGGAGGCGUGGCUGAGGAUGAUGAAGUGUCCGGGUGCAGAUCUUCAGAUUGAUCAUGAUUUUAGUGCUUUUCCCUCCAUCGAGCUGCGGAGGGUGAGACAGGAAGUUCCCUCACGCUUCUCAAACCGUGGCGUGAUUCACUACACCAUCAAGGACAACCAGCUGCACCGGCGCUCGCUCGGGAAAUACACCGAUUUCAAGAUGUUCUCAGAUGAGAUGCUGCUGUCACUCAUGCGCAAAGUCCGUGUGCCGGACGUUGAGUUCUUCAUUAACGUCGGAGACUGGCCCUUAGAGACACGCAAAGUUUCAGACACUCCUGGACCUCUUCCUGUUCUCUCAUGGUGCGGCUCGGAGGACACGCGUGACAUCAUCCUGCCCACCUAUGACAUCACACACUCCACCUUAGAGGCCAUGAGGGGCGUGUCUAAUGACCUGCUGUCUGUACAGGGAAAUACAGGUCCUGUGUGGAGGAAUAAAACAGAGCGAGCGUUUUUCCGAGGCAGAGACAGUCGUAAGGAGAGACUUCAUCUCGUCUCCAUGUCCAAAAAAAACCCUGAGCUGCUGGACGCUGGGAUCACGGCUUUCUUCUUUUUCCGGGAACGAGAGAAAGAUCUGGGCAAAGCACCGCUGGUCGGAUUCUUCGAUUUCUUUAAGUAUAAGUACCAGUUGAAUGUAGACGGGACAGUUGCUGCCUACAGGUUUCCAUAUCUGAUGUUGGGGAACAGUGUGGUAAUGAAGCAGGACUCUUCCUAUUAUGAACACUUUUACACACACCUCCGAGCCGGGCGCCAUUACUUACGGCUCAGGAGAGAUCUGUCUGAUGUGAUUGAGAAGAUCCAGUGGGCAAAGGAGAAUGAUGGUGAGGUGGAGGCUAUAGCGAGGGCGGGGCAGGCACUGGUCAGAGAUCUUCUCCAACCUCACAGACUCUACUGUUAUUACUACAUGGUGCUAAAGUCGUAUGCAGAGCGUCAGGUGGACGACGCUGAUGUUCAUGCUGAUAUGGAGAGAGUGGAACAGCCGUCUGACCACAGCACAGCGUGCGAGUGUCUCAGGAACACACGGAGGAGGACGAGUGAUGAGCUCUGACCCAUGAGGAACCUCAUCAUCUCACUGCAGGAGAGAGUUCCUGCAGAGGACCAACCAUUCCACCUGUCUCACUCACACACACACACACACACACACACACACACACACACACACACACCUGCACAAAUUCUCAUGUCCCAAACCACAAACUGUGUUUAAUACACAGGUUACUGAAACACCUUCACACACCUACAGCUUAUCUAAAACACACACACACACACACACACACACACACACACACACACACACACACAGGAAGUGAAGGGCUCAGUGUGGAGCUGCCUGUAAAACACACACCGUUUCAUUUCACUGUUCCAUAUGUGCUGCUAAUACAGCCAGGAACUCAUCUCAUCAGUUUAUAUUGGAUCUUACACACACACACACACACACACACACACACACACACAGUAAUUAUAUUUUGUAAGUAAAGAUCCUUUUAGUGUAUUAUAUUUUCUCUGAGAGAAACACAGCCUGGCUUUUAAGCUGAUUGUUUACUGUCCUGUACACUAACAACUGCAACAUCAGCAAAGUGUGUGUGUGUGUGUGUGUGUGUGUGUGUGUGUGUGUGUGUGUGGUGAUAUGCUUUUAACGUUAUUGUUUACAUUUCACAACAGAUCUGCAGUGUGUUCAGAGUGAUUUGGAUGCACCGACUAAAGAAAAUAUCUUUAUUUGUAAAAUAAACGCCUGUUACAGUC
Silurus meridionalis is the source of this 2296-nucleotide messenger RNA. RefSeq names its product protein O-glucosyltransferase 3 (gene poglut3). NCBI's taxonomy places the organism in Eukaryota, Metazoa, Chordata, Actinopteri, Siluriformes, Siluridae. Gene Ontology annotation, cellular component: endomembrane system. Bases 45 to 1601 code for a protein of 518 amino acids. Gene Ontology annotation, molecular function: protein binding; glucosyltransferase activity. The transcript is spliced from 8 exons. The record is from RefSeq and is a predicted model, not a curated record.